UUGCAGAACAGCCCUUGUACUUGGUUCAGGGCAUGUUAGCAGAGGAAGGGGUUAGUGAGCUGAAACGUAACAAUGAGAUGUCAUGGGACACACGUGAUGUAAUUGGGGUUAAUUAUGAUAAAAUGCAGGGUUAG
This is a messenger RNA of Dentiscutata heterogama, 134 nucleotides long. The record is from the annotation of a GenBank genome assembly. NCBI's taxonomy places the organism in Eukaryota, Fungi, Glomeromycota, Glomeromycetes, Diversisporales, Gigasporaceae.